AUGGCAUCGCCCGCAAUGGAAUCACCUCAAGGCCAAAAGGAGACCUGCGACGCCCUGAUGCGUUGCGAGUACGAGAAGGAAAACACAAAGGCCUUCGAGUGCUAUUCCAAGACCGCUCCCGAGCAGUCUGUUAUUCUGAAUACCAUCGGCAAUAACGCGACUGACCUCAACAAACAGCUCAUCGCGGAGCUAGCUCUCAUUGACUUCGAUCUCGAUGUCUGCCAAACCACGGCCGAGAGGGUAUACAAGGAGGACUCUGCCGACAGCUUUGAGGAGCUGAAUGCCUGCUUGGAGAACGAUAACUGGUCCCAACCCACUACCACUGUGUCCAAUUGAAGAAUUGUUGGGGCUAGCUUUAUAAAAAUAAGCCAGACCUCACCUCACAACUUUUCAAUUAAUUCUGUAAUAUUUCUCUGAUACGAGGCUGUGUCUCAUAACCACAUACAUACUGUAUGUAAUUUAUAGCCUACAUAUGUAUGUAUGUAUGUACAUAUAAUACAAGAAUGUGCAGAAAAAAUAAAGCAUCGAUGAUAACAUUGA
Drosophila subobscura is the source of this 540-nucleotide messenger RNA. RefSeq lists its product as uncharacterized. NCBI's taxonomy places the organism in Eukaryota, Metazoa, Arthropoda, Insecta, Diptera, Drosophilidae. The transcript has 2 exons. The record is from RefSeq and is a predicted model, not a curated record. The coding region runs from base 1 to 336 and encodes 111 amino acids.